AAGAAGCGUAUGAAACGGCCAUGGAGUCAAAAAGAGGAAGAUAAUUUAUCAGAAGGAGUGCAGUUAUACGGCGUUGGUAAUUGGGCUAUGAUUUUAUCUGAAUUUAAUUUCGUAGCAAGAACGAACGUAGACUUGAAAGAUAAGUGGCGAAACAUGAAUAAAAAAAAGGACUAA
Molecule: messenger RNA, 174 nt
Organism: Trichoplax adhaerens
Lineage: Eukaryota; Metazoa; Placozoa; Uniplacotomia; Trichoplacea; Trichoplacidae
Exons: 1
Source: RefSeq, a predicted model, not a curated record